Molecule: messenger RNA, 1935 nt
Organism: Apis dorsata (giant honeybee)
Lineage: Eukaryota; Metazoa; Arthropoda; Insecta; Hymenoptera; Apidae
Product: cilia- and flagella-associated protein 251-like
Exons: 11
Coding region: 158-1774 (538 amino acids)
Cellular component (GO): motile cilium
Molecular function (GO): protein binding
Source: RefSeq, a predicted model, not a curated record
UUUUAAUCUUCAAUAAUAUUAACAUUAACAUUGUUUUUUCACAAGUAAUUAUAUAGUGACUGGUGAUGCAAAUGGUUACAUCUGCUUAUACGAUUAUGAGAAACGUAAGAUCAUACUACGGAAAAAAACUCCACCUUUUCCAGAUUUUCGUCCAGUGAUGGAUGAACAAGUAAAAAGUGGACACAUAAUUUACAUCACGUGUCCAUUGAGCCACGAAGGACUGAUUGGUGUUACAGCAUUAAAAUAUUCCCAAAUAGGUGACAUACUCGCGUGUGGUCUUGAAAAUGGAUCGCUUUGGAUGCUGCAUCCUAUCACUUUGGAACCCAUUGAUAAAAAUCCUUACAAACAUUCCAUGCAGUCAAUUCACAAAUUGGCUUUCUCAGACUGUGGAGAAUAUCUGGCUUAUGCAGAUAACACAUUGGUUGUAGCAGUAUUUAAGAAGAAUCAUAAAAGAAGCAACGACGAUGAUAAUAUAUGGAACUUUAUUGGAAAAUAUCGUUCGCACAACGCAGAUAUAAAAGACAUACUUUUCGGUCCAGCUACCAUCGAAAGUAUUGUAUAUCGAUUAUUUUCAAUAGCAGAAGACAAAACUUUAAUUGAAUACAAUCUUAAAAAUAGCGGUCCAUAUCCUCUUCCGGGCUUAAAAAUACUUCAUGUUUAUAAAAUCGAAAAUGAUGCUAUACCUUUUUGUCUCGAAUGGUAUCCACAAUUUGGCAUUGAAGGAUUGCUGACGUAUUCUACUUCCGAAUAUAAAUUUAGAUUGCUAAACGAUAUGACGAAAUUGAUUCGAGGAACGUUUUUGGGACCCCUUUAUAGUUCACCAGUUAAACACAUUAAGGUAUUAUCUAGCAAAGAUCUCAAAAUUCUUAGAUACAUGGUAUUUGCAACUGAUAAAGAAAUAGGUCUUCAGAUACUUCCCUUUGAUGGAAAUCCUUACAAAAUUCUAGGAAUGAUUGGACAUCCGCAUAAGAUCACACAUAUAUGCGUUAAUAAUGAUGGAAACCUUUUGUUCACUUCUGGUUACAAUGAUCCAUCUAUAUUAAUAUGGAAGAUAAAAUACAAGUCUGUUGAUGUGUUAUCACAUCUAGGAGGCAAAGGUCUCUCACCGUAUUACUGUUUGAUAGAAGGUGGUAAAAGUGGUUGGCUUAUUAAAGAGAUGCAAGAUCUGUUUUAUUACUCUCAAAUUUUGCAUCAAGGGGAGAAUAUAACAAGUACCAGAAUAAUAUCCGACAAGGUGAACAUCACCGAAUUGCCAAAUCUUAUGCGUUCUAUUGGAUAUUAUCCAAGUAACGAGGAGAUAGAAAAUUUUAUGGGGGAGAUCGCGUAUAGAGAUUACGCUGAGACCGGCAAUUUAAUCGACACUAUUAAUUUUGAAGAUUUUGUGAAGCUUUAUAUAAAUCACCGUCCAUCUUUUGGAAUUUCUAAGCAUAACAUAUUAGAAGCUUUCAAAAUAUUUUCAAAUCAAUUGCACGAUGAAAAUCCAUUCUUAACUCGUGAUCAAUUUAUGAGGUUGUUGCUUGGUCAUGCUCCUUAUACCAUUAUAAAAAAACAUCAGAUGCCUUUUGGAGAACCAUUAACAAUUCAAGAAGCAUUUACAUAUAUGAAGUUUCUUAUUGGAUUUGAUGAAGGAACUUUUGAUGAAAUAAAUUAUAAACACGAAGCAUCACAGGAUCUUGAUCUUACGUUCUUGCCAGAGAUAAUAUCUUACAAAUAUUUCAUCACGGACAUCUUGGGUAUUGAAUUUCCGGAGGAAACGAGGGCUGACGAUGAUUAAUUAAUCUGUAUUUUGCAUUGCUGGCACAUUAACAUUAAUUAUCAUUACCAUACUAAUAUUAUUAUCAUUAUAAUGUAAUGCGAGUUCUAUUAAACAUGUACGAACACUAACGUAUUUAUCCAUGUUUCUUAAAAUGUUGAAUGAAAAAAAAAAAAAAAAAA